AUGACUUGGGCAUGUCACCCGAGGGUGACAUUCAGACAGAUGUCCCGUCACGGAAGGCGAAAAAGGACGCUGGCUCGCCGAUCUAGAGCAGGGAAGGAUGUUUAUAAGCCCCCCUACUCCUACAUCGCCCUCAUCGUCAUGGCCAUCCAGAGCUCGCCCUCCAAGCGCCUGACCCUCAGCGAGAUCUACCAGUUCCUGCAGGCCCGCUUCCCCUUCUUCCGCGGCUCCUACCAGGGCUGGAAGAACUCCGUGCGCCACAACCUCUCCCUCAACGAGUGCUUCAUCAAGCUGCCCAAGGGCCUGGGCCGCCCGGGCAAGGGCCACUACUGGACCAUCGACCCGGCCAGCGAGUUCAUGUUCGAGGAGGGCUCCUUCCGACGGCGGCCCCGCGGCUUCAGGAGGAAAUGCCAGGCGCUGAAGCCCAUGUAUCGCAUGAUGAACGGGCUGGGCUUCGGCGCCUCCAUCCUCCCGCAGGGCUUCGACUUCCAGGCGCCCCCCGCCUCCCUCGCCUGCCACUCCAACGGCUACAACUUAAAUAUUAUCCCCCAAGCCCUGCGGGGGGGAAAAAAAACCGACGCCGGGGGAAAGGCAGCAGCGCGACAGCCCCGCUGCGUGGGGCCUCUCCCCCCCGCGGGUGAGGGCGAAGGGGCUGCUCCGCCCGGGCAGAGCUAUCCGGCUUCUGAGCGGCUCUCGUUCUCUCCUUCUCUUGCAGUGGGAUUGCCUCGCUACCAGCACCACCCCUCCCCGGUGUGCGACAGGAAAGAUUUUGUCCUCAAUUUUAAUGGCAUUUCUUCGUUUCAUCCUUCCGCGAGUGGAUCUUACUACCACCAUCACCACCACCAAAGCGUCUGUCAAGACAUCAAGCCCUGCGUGAUGUGA
Molecule: messenger RNA, 879 nt
Organism: Egretta garzetta (little egret)
Lineage: Eukaryota; Metazoa; Chordata; Aves; Pelecaniformes; Ardeidae
Product: forkhead box protein F1
Exons: 5
Coding region: 1-879 (292 amino acids)
Biological process (GO): animal organ morphogenesis; regulation of transcription by RNA polymerase II
Cellular component (GO): nucleus
Molecular function (GO): DNA-binding transcription factor activity, RNA polymerase II-specific; RNA polymerase II cis-regulatory region sequence-specific DNA binding
Source: RefSeq, a predicted model, not a curated record